AUGCCUCGGGGUUUGACUAGGCAUAUUAUGCGAGAGAUCGGGCGAAGUGUUAGGGGACGGGAAUGUCCACGUACAGUUGCGGGUUGCACCAUUGAGAAGUUCACCCGCAUGCAUCCUUCGAAGUUUACUAAAGGAUCCGACCUGAUUGUAGCGGAGAACUGGGUGCAAAAGACAGAAAAGAUACUGAAAGUUCUGCAUUGCACCGACAAGCAGAAAGUUUUCUAUGCUACGUUUCAGUUGGCAAGAGAAGCUGAAAGAUGGUGGAUGACAGUGGGUCUACUUGAGGAGCAAAUAACUGAUUCAUCAAGGAUGACGUGGGGCCGUUUUAAGGAGGUAUUCUUCGAGACAUACUUCCCGACUUCCAUCCAUGACGUAAAGGCAAACGAGUUCUCGAGUCUGACUCAGGGGACCUUAACAAUGCAGAGUUACACAGCUAAAUACAUCGAGCUGUCUCACUUUGCACCGUGUAUGAUCUCAAACGAGUAUGAAAAGGCUCGAAGGUUCGAGAAGGGCUAG
Messenger RNA from Malania oleifera, 516 nucleotides. RefSeq lists its product as uncharacterized. Bases 1 to 516 code for a protein of 171 amino acids. The transcript has a single exon. Lineage: Eukaryota; Viridiplantae; Streptophyta; Magnoliopsida; Santalales; Ximeniaceae. The record is from RefSeq and is a predicted model, not a curated record.